Teleopsis dalmanni is the source of this 3320-nucleotide messenger RNA. RefSeq lists its product as uncharacterized. The record is from RefSeq and is a predicted model, not a curated record. Gene Ontology annotation, biological process: regulation of membrane potential; nervous system process; chemical synaptic transmission. Gene Ontology annotation, cellular component: neuron projection; membrane; synapse. The coding region runs from base 7 to 3216 and encodes 1069 amino acids. The transcript is spliced from 14 exons. Lineage: Eukaryota; Metazoa; Arthropoda; Insecta; Diptera; Diopsidae. Gene Ontology annotation, molecular function: extracellular ligand-gated monoatomic ion channel activity; chloride channel activity; neurotransmitter receptor activity.
CGUAACAUGGGCUGUUUUUUCGAAACAGCCAAACAACAAAGUAAAUGUAGCUCCAACGAGAAACAACAAAUGCCAAGCAUUAAAGUAAGGCGUAUUCAGAGGGACAACUGCAGCAAUAGCCAAACUAGCAGCUUGAAAGAUAUCAACACAAAGGAUAACAAUCAAGUAUUUAGUAAACCGAGUCCAGUAAAACACAAGUUAGCAAAUACGAUUGAUUACACAAAUAAACGCGAACGCGAACAGGCAGCAGACCCACUAAAAACUCAUCAAAAGCACAACUCCACAGCACUUACAGUCGAGACAGAGGAAAAGGAAGAGGAAGAGUUACAGACUCACACGACCGAACAUAGUUUCAAAUUUAAUAAUAAUAUUGACGAUUUGCAAAUAUCUUGCGCAAUUUGUUAUCCACUUGCCUGCCAUAAAAGCAAUUAUUGUUACAACAGUAUUGCAGAGAUCAAUACCAGAAGCAAUAGUUGCCGCCAACUUCAGAACCUGCAACGUACAACGAAACAACAUGAACAACACCAAUAUGCACGCACAUAUUGCCAAAAUGCAACUGCCGCCGCACGAAAUAUGGCCACCACCUUGGAGACGGUAUGCGCUGGUGCCGACGGUAAUAUACAAGAAAUUUUUGUGCAUGCAAGGGACAUCCUAGCGAAUAGCCUAAGCAAUGUCAGCAACAGUUUAGUAGAGAACAUAAGUUAUUAUGCGCCAAUUAAUGGCAUCGAGUCAUUUAGUCGUUUCAAAACUCAUCGUCAUUGUCGCUGCCGAGCUCAAAACCAUACAAACUGCUACGAACUGGAGAACACGCGACAACAAAUUUACCACCAACAUCAUUUGCAACAGCUGCAACAGAAUUCGAAUACGGGAACAAGAACGGAUGCAGAUACGAAUACGAAUACGGAUACGGAUACGGAUACGGAUAUGGAAAAGAAAACAGAACAAGAGAAACGUGUUGUUGACUCAACCAACUCUUCGACCAGCUAUAACUGCAACGCCUCUACCGCUGCCUACAACUACAUCGGCCAUACUUAUUACAACUUGCUGCGCAACUCCAUUAGUUUUUAUGCCGCUUCAAGUGUCAUACUCGUCCUCUGCUACUUAACCACCACAACUUCGGCCGCUGCUGCCAAUUCAGACGGUGGCACAACACCAAUCGAUAAGCAUCCCAUUCAAGGCAUCGAUUGGUCAAAAUUCGAUGAAUCUAGUUCAGAUAAGGAAAUUUUAGAUUUGCUCUUGGAGAAGAAACGCUACGACAAAAGACUACUGCCGCCUGUAAAUGAUGAAGACUUUUGCUGUGGAAUGUCUUCACCGGAUAUGGCCAAAAAUCAAAAUGCCAGGAGACCACACAACCGCGGUACAUUGACUGUGAAUGUAAAUGUGCUGCUGCUAAGUUUGGCUUCACCUGACGAAAGCAGCUUGAAAUACGAAGUUGAGUUUCUGCUCAAUCAACAGUGGAACGAUCCUCGUUUGGAAUACGGAAAUAAAUCUCACUAUCCUUUUUUGAAUGCAUUACAUCAUCACGACAGCAUCUGGACGCCGGACACUUAUUUCAUUAUGCAUGGCGACUUUAAGGAUCCUAUUAUACCAAUGCAUUUCGCUUUAAGAAUUUACCGGAACGGGACCAUUUGGUACGCAAUGAGACGACAUUUGAUAUUAUCUUGCCAAGGAAGUUUACAUAUUUUUCCUUUUGAUGACCCGAAAUGCUCUUUUUCAAUGGAAAGCAUUUCUUAUGAGGAAGCUCAAAUAAAGUAUGUUUGGAAAAACGAUGAGGACACACUACGUAAAAGUCCGUCAUUAACAACACUGAACGCUUAUUUGAUCAAAAAUCAAACAACCCCUUGUGAUCAAAAUAGUUGGAGAGGUAAUUACAGUUGCCUAGAAGUUGAGUUGACUUUUACCAGGGAUCGUGCAUAUUAUUUCACCACUGUAUUCAUACCUGGCAUAAUAUUGGUGACAUCAUCUUUUAUAACAUUUUGGCUGGAGUGGAACGCUGUACCAGCCAGAGUUAUGAUCGGCGUAACAACAAUGCUGAAUUUUUUCACAACAUCAAAUGGUUUCCGCAGCACCCUGCCUGUCGUCUCGAAUCUGACAGCAAUGAACGUUUGGGAUGGCGUCUGCAUGUGCUUCAUAUACGCUUCCCUACUGGAGUUUGUCUGCGUCAAUUACGUGGGUCGAAAACGACCCCUACACAACGUAGUUUAUCGCCCAGGCGAGAACCCCGUUACACAGCGUCUUCCAGCAGUACUAAGCAGGAUCGGAGUAAUUCUUGCAAGUCCUUUGGAAAUAAUCGAACGAGAAUUUCAUGCUGCUUUAUCGUCCGAAAAGACAGCAGCUGGCUUUUCUAGUGUGGAUGGACAUCAUGCACAAGCAACUUCAACAAAACCUCCUUCAACGGAUGCACCGCACGUACACUGGCAACCUCAACAGAGUGGGUUUUUCAGUUCUGCAGUACAAAAUAUACGUGCACGUUCAGUUAGACGUAGACAAAACGGGGACUUGGGUGAAAGCAUUGAUCAACCGUACAGGCAACAGCAUACACAAGUAACAACAGAUCCCGUUUAUACUGAGCCUGUAUUUAUCAAUACACCAGCGGAGAGCAGCAUUACCGUUCCACCAGUUACAGCUGUCACAUCUGUUAGUAUUGAGGAUGAUUCAAAUGUAUCAUCUCAACCGAUCUUAACUGAACCCCCAAGUCUACGUCAAUCACGCUCAAUGUCCACCAACACACCACCACUUAUUCUACGUGGCGAAAAUAUUCGAGUCGAUAUACAUGAUACACCUACGAAUCAACAGCAAAAUAUGUCGACCACUGAUAUGGCCGAACAGCUACAACCAUUAAAACCACCUAGAAGAAAGAGCUCACGUUCAACUUCACCGUCGCGUGGAUUCGAUACGAUCGAACAAUGUCUUGGAGCAUCCGGCGUAAACGGUAAUAAUGGCGGAGAUGCUGAAGAUGGUGAGAAAAAGCGAGACACCAGCGGUCCUAAUGAAAUCGUGGCUUGUACAACUUGCGGUGGCAGUAGCAGUCCCUGUACCCACUCCGCAAACAACGGCUGCGCUACAGAGACUUGCUUCGUACAAGUGCGCAAAAAGGAACCGCCUCACCCAAUUCGAGUAGCGAAAACGAUCGAUGUCAUCGCAAGAAUUACAUUUCCAACUGCUUACGCGAUUUUCCUGAUUUUCUUCUUUGUGCACUACAAAGGAUUUUCAUAAAACUCUUGCUGAAAACCAUGCAAUUAGAUAUAUUGAAACAAUUUAGAUACAACACAACACAAGUAAAAAUUUAAAAUUAAAUACAGCAACACAUACACACACAA